AUGGGGAAACGAGCAACUCUUCUCGACCCUCCGGCCUUGGAUGAGUCCAAAGCCCCUAUCGAGAAUGUGCUUGAUUUGACGCCCGUUGUGGACCUCGGCCCUGAUGUCUUCACAAACACGCGCCCGCUAUGGCACCCACCCGGUGCUCGCGGCAUCUACGGCGGCGCCGCCAUUGCCCAGUCCCUCUCCGCAGCGAUGCGCACCGUUCCGGCUGACUUUGCCGUUCACAGCAUGCACUGCUACUUCGUCUUAGCCGGUGACUCCGAAAUUCCCAUUCUCUACCACGUCGAGCGGGUCCGCGACGGCCGAAGCUUCAUCACUCGUACCGUGCAGGCGCGGCAACGCGGACGUCCCAUCUUCACCACCACCCUCAGUUUCAGUCGAGUCGGCAGCGGCGGCGAAAAAACGGUGGAUCAUGCUGUCCCCAUGCCCGAAGUACCACUGCCCAAGGAUCUGGUGCCCGGGACGGUGGAGGCAUUAAGCAACGCGGGAGGAGGGCCAUUCGAGUCGCGAAAGGCCGGCAUCGUCAACCGCACGGCGCCCAAUCCCGGCGACAAACGAGUUCGUCGAUUUGUGCGGGCGCGCGGACACAUCUCCCAAGAAGGCGGUUUCCAAGCGCACCUGUCAACGUUGGCCUAUGUCACCGACAGCCACUUUAUUGGCACCAUCGCGCGUGUGCACGAUCUACCCCGAUUCUCCUCCCCGAGAGAGCUUCAAACGAUGCUUCAGGCAUUGAAGAAUCCCUCCGAUCUCGACGAUGAAGAUAUCACCAAGGCGUUGCGAGAACUGAAAGAAGAAGAGGCGGCUGCGCUGCGUCGCAAAUUGCAAGGGGCCUUGGACGACGCGACGCAGAGUCAGAAGGACCGCAAAGAACUUGGCAUGAUGGUCAGUCUCGACCACUCGAUUUACUUUCACAACCCGCGCGCUUUCAGGGCCGACGAGUGGAUGUUGAUUGAGAUGGAGAGUCCGUGGGCGGGUGAGGGUCGUGGACUGGCGAUCCAGAAGAUCUGGUCCCAGGAUGGAACAUUAAUUGCUACGUGCACGCAAGAGGGUGUCGUCCGCCUGAAGCAGGAUAAAUCUCCAAAGUCGAAGAUCUAA
Penicillium oxalicum is the source of this 1098-nucleotide messenger RNA. RefSeq lists its product as uncharacterized. The transcript has 4 exons. Gene Ontology annotation, molecular function: fatty acyl-CoA hydrolase activity. The record is from RefSeq and is a predicted model, not a curated record. Bases 1 to 1098 code for a protein of 365 amino acids. Lineage: Eukaryota; Fungi; Ascomycota; Eurotiomycetes; Eurotiales; Aspergillaceae. Gene Ontology annotation, biological process: fatty acid catabolic process; acyl-CoA metabolic process. Gene Ontology annotation, cellular component: peroxisomal matrix.